UCAAUCCGACCUGUUUAGGUUGCUAUAACAACGCUCAAACACACCCAGAAAAACCACGCGUUUUUGAAACAUCCCGACAUGGAUAUAAACAUUUGAAAUGCCGAUGGAGUUCCAUUCAUAAGCCCGAUAUUUUGUCUCCUUUUGUGCUAUCUUUUUACUAAUGUUGGAGAUGUGAGAAGUUUCAAACGAUAAUUUUUUAUUCGAUUAAACCAAAUCAAAGGUUAAUUGAGCGUCCAAUUCAUGACUUCUAGUUGUUCGACAAGUAAAAGAAGAAUCAUUGCGGAACAACUUUCUUUUUCUUUUUAUUCUCUUUAUUUUACUUUUUUUUUACGCUUGGCCCAAGGACAUGCGUUCCGCAUGGCAUAAUCAAGUUGAAAGCCAAGUUCACCGACUGUGCAAUUUUAUUUGUUGUUGCCAGAAAACCACCUGAUAAUCGAAAUUAUGGUUCAUAAUUCACAAUGUUUGAAAAAUUUCGUAUUAUGAAUUGGCAGCUGAGAGAAUGAAUUGUAAACAAGCUGUACCAUGUGAAGUUCAGACGAUAUGCAGAAAUGAUAAAUCUCACUAUCGAUAAGUUGCUCCUGGCUGUGGAAUUAGAAUGGAAAUGUUUCCCAACGUGAAAAGAAUAUCAAAGCGUUCCUUUCUGUGCCUUUAUUUUACGUGUGCUAUGUUCAUAGUAUGUGUUUUCUACACAUUUUAUACGGAAACAUAUACACAACUUUCAGGCAAUCCUGUUCGGGACACUAGUUUUGAAACUGUGAAUGAAAAGUCAACCAAGCCUUAUCUGCUGAACCAAAAGCAAAGUCAAAGCAUUCCACCCUUAGCGUCUUACACAUCAAGCCAUAGAAAUUCUUCUAAAAACACUCAACAUUCCAAUGAUACCACCACUUCUAAAACGAUAUCUUUGAGACAUUCUAAGAUCGAAACAAAAUAUAUUUUUGUAACGAGUUCUCCAUCUAGUAGCAAUACAACAGCUAAACUUUCUACUGUUUUACGAACAACUCCCGUCCUCAAGGUUGUAGAUACUUGUCAAAUGUAUACUAUGAGAGAUCCCAAAGUUAUACUUUUAUGGACGCCAUUUUUUCAGGAAUGGGACUAUCUUCUGCAGAAAAGGAUAAACGAUUGUCAGAGGUGUAGAAAUUGUCUAAUAACACGUGAUAGAACUAAACUUGGUGAAAGUGAUGCUGUGGUGUUCCAUGCCCGGGACAUGUCAUUAUCUGAUUUGCCAACCAUACGCUAUCCACACCAACGGUGGAUUUUCUUUUGCUUAGAAUCUCCGCCAUAUUCAGAUUUUCCUGGUAUGGAACAUAUGGUUAAUAUGUUUAAUUGGACUAUGACUUAUCGAAGUGAUUCGGAUAUCAUUUCCCAAUAUGGAAAAUUUAUUAGAGUCCGUCCUUCAAAGAAGUUAGAUCUGCAAUCCCUUCAAUGGGCUUUUUCCAACAAGACAAAAUCAGUAGUGUGGAUGAGUAGCCAUUGUCCAACACAUGGAGGUCGUGAUGACUAUGUCCAGGAACUCCGCAAAUAUAUCGAUGUUGACGUCUUCGGUAAGUGCGGAGACUCAGUGUGUCCUCCCGGCAAAACAGAGAGCUGUCUGCAAGACUUCUCUUCAAAGUACAAAUUUUUCUUGGCUUUCGAGAACACUAUUUGCAAGGACUACGUGACUGAGAAGUUUUUCAGGACUAUGGAAUACAAUAUGAUUCCCGUCGUCUUUGGCGGUGCUCCGUACUCGAAGUUGGCGCCACCUGCUUCUUUCAUAGAUGCUUUGAGCUUCAAAUCGCCGAAACAUUUGGCAUUCUUCUUGGCUGGUGUUGGCAAAGAUUUUAAAAUAUGGAGCACUUAUUUUCGAUGGCGACAAGAUUAUGCUAUUGAUAUGAAGAAUCAUAGAGAAUGCGAUUUAUGUUCACUUCUGCACAAAAACACAAAGCCAUCGUCAUAUGAAAACUUUCGAGAAUGGUGGGUGAAAAGCGCCAACUGCAAAACGUGGGAGCCAAAAAGUUGAGUGAAUAAAACAAAGCAUCUAUAAUUCCAUGGAGCAUAUCUCAAGCUAAUGUUUUUUUGUGUGAUACUUUAGCCAGUGUUAGUACUAAAUUUAUGCUAACAUUUGCUAACCUUUUAAACUACCUCCAAAAAUAAUUUUUUUUAUUACUUUUCAAUUCGUUUUAUACACCGUUGCAAGUUUAGAAAAGACCAUUACCGAAAAGAAUUUAAGUAAUCAUCCGCGAUUGCAUAUAGUUCCCUUUUUAUAUAGUUAUCAAGUUAUAUAAUUAUGCUUUCAAAACAAAAGCUUUUAAAAGUUAACUUGAAUUCGUUCUAUUUUUUAUAAGCAAAAGGAAGGCCGUGCUAAGUAGUUUUAAAAGUUGUCUAUGGCGAUAUUCGUUCGCACUUGGAGCUUGAUAUUUGUUAAGCAUGCACUCUAUUUAGCGUGUAAACAGGCUCUCAAUAGAGAUAAUGGUUUUUCGUCAACUUGCAACAGAAUAUAAUAGGUAUAAUGUAAGACAUAAAACAAAAAUUUAUUUUAACUUUUAAUUUCCUAUUUUAAAACAGAAACAAAAAUUAGAUUUGAAGCAAAUAAUUCGUCAAAAAACUUAAAUUAAAAUUGAAAAUUACUUACCAAACAAAUAACGAUUACUAUUUAUACUUUACUUUUUAUUCCAUACUAUUACUUAAUAAUGUCUUUUACGUGUUUUAUUAAUGUCUAUGCAUCAGUAUAUAGUUUCUUCUUUUACGACCUCUCAUUUCGUAUUAAAUAUGUACUGUAGUUCAGUUUUUAACUAUUUUAGUUCUAAAAACUGAGAAUUUGCUAACUUAAUCAUUUGUAAUGCAACCACUAGAAAACGAAUUUACAUAAAACAAUUUUUUCUAUCAUCUGAUUCAAAUUUGAUAUAGAUGUCACAAAUUAUUUAUUUUAUUCAUAUUUUUUAAUGAUUAAUUUAUUUUAAAGGUUUCAUCUUGUUAUACUAUUAAUAAGUUUUAGCCUUAAUUCCUUAAAAUGAGCUAUACGGUACUUUAUAUAUAUAUAUGUAAAUAAAUCAUUACUUUACGUCUA
This is a messenger RNA of Parasteatoda tepidariorum (common house spider), 3043 nucleotides long. Its product is annotated as lewis-type alpha-(1,3)-fucosyltransferase. NCBI's taxonomy places the organism in Eukaryota, Metazoa, Arthropoda, Arachnida, Araneae, Theridiidae. Gene Ontology annotation, cellular component: membrane. The record is from RefSeq and is a predicted model, not a curated record. Gene Ontology annotation, molecular function: fucosyltransferase activity.